Messenger RNA from Solanum tuberosum (potato), 1812 nucleotides. Its product is annotated as polygalacturonase-like. Gene Ontology annotation, molecular function: polygalacturonase activity; nucleic acid binding; RNA-DNA hybrid ribonuclease activity. The transcript has 6 exons. The record is from RefSeq and is a predicted model, not a curated record. Gene Ontology annotation, biological process: carbohydrate metabolic process. Bases 1 to 1812 code for a protein of 603 amino acids. Lineage: Eukaryota; Viridiplantae; Streptophyta; Magnoliopsida; Solanales; Solanaceae.
AUGUCUAAGGUUUUAGUAACUUUUUGGUGUUGUGUCUUCUUUUCAUUUCGAUUCAUUUUCUUGAAUUCAAAUGCAUCUUCAGUAACAUUCAGUGUGUUAAAUUUUGGAGCAAAAUCAGAUGGCAAAAGUGAUGCAACUCAACCUUUUUUGAAAGCUUGGGUAGCCGCGUGUAGCUCACUAAACGCGGCUACCAUUUAUGUUCCACGUGGAAAAUACAUGAUUAAGUCGGUUACUUUUAGAGGGCCAUGCAAAAAUAAAAUUACUGUACAAAUUGAUGGAACCCUUGUGGCUCCAUCCGAUUAUAAUGCACUUGGCAACUCUGGCUACUGGAUUUUGUUUAUUAAGGUUAACCGGAUUUCGGUCAUCGGAGGAACUCUUGAUGGAAAUGGAGCUGGAUUUUGGGAUUGUAGGAAGUUAGGGAAGAAUUGUCCUGUUGGAGCUAGGUCUAUAACCUUCAAUUGGGCAAAUGAUGUUGUGAUUAGUGGCUUAACCUCACUCAACAGCCAGUUAAUGCACUUGGUGAUUAAUAGCUGCAAGAAUGUUAUGGUUAAAAAUGUAAGAAUAAUAGCACCUGAUUUUAGUCCAAAUACUGAUGGAAUUCAUGUACAAUCUUCAAUUGGUGUUACUAUUAGUGGCACAAGUAUUCAAACUGGAGAUGAUUGUAUAUCUAUUGGUCCUGCCACAAGAAAUCUUUGGAUGGACAAGAUUCAAUGUGGCCCUGGACAUGGUGUUAGCAUUGGAAGUCUAGCUAGAGAUUAUAAUGAAGAUGGUGUGCAAAAUGUGACAUUAAUUAAUUCAGUGUUUACUGGAUCUGAUAAUGGAUUAAGGAUAAAGUCUUGGGCAAGGGCUAGCACUGGUUUUGUCACAAAUAUUAAUUAUCAAAACAUAAUAAUGAAGAAUGUUGACAAUCCAAUAAUCAUUGAUCAAAACUAUUGCCCCAACAACCAAGGUUGUCCUAGCCAGGCAUCUGGCAUAAAGAUCAAUCAAGUGACAUACCAAAAUAUAUUUGGAACAUCAACAACACAAGUAGCAAUGAAUUUUGAAUGCAGUUCAAGCAAUCCAUGUAGUGGAAUCAAAUUACAAGACAUAAAACUUACUUAUUUGAACAACAAAAAAGCUCAAUCUAUUUGCAAGAAUAUUAGAGGAAAUACUGGAGGAGUCAUUUUGCCUGAUAAUUGCCUCCACGAAGAGCUGUUUGAGGUCGUCCUGCUAGGAGGAACGUUGAAGGAGAAAGGGGUACCUAAUGCACCUAAAGUGCAACCCCAAGGAGAAGUAACAAAUGCUGAGCUCAGGGAAGCAAUUCGAAUGUUAAACCAAGCUGUGAUUAACCAGGUUGGGAAACAAAGAGGAGCUAGACAGGAAGUGACUGAUACUUCGAGGAUUCGAGAAUGGAUAUGCCCUAUUGCAGGAAGUUAUAAGUGCAACACUGGUGGUUCUAGUAAAUACAAUAGUCAAUGUAGUUCAAAGGCUUUUUGUGUAAGAGAUAGCCAAGGAAGUUUGGUUUUUGUUGAAGCUGAAAGAAUUGAGUUUUGUGAUGCUUUAGAAGCUGAAGUUACAACAUUCAAGAAUGGAUUGAAUCACUGUGUACAAAAUAAUCUACUGCCUCUUGUGAUGGAAACAAAUUCAUUGAUUAUCAAAAGGAUAUUAGAUGGUGAUUGGGAAAUUCCAUGGAAUAUUUCAGUGCAUAUUAGAUAUGUUCAAGAGAUAUUAAAGGAGAAGGGGGUGGUGGUUGCACACAUCUUGAGGGAAGGAAAUACACUGGCAGCAGUGUGUAUGGUUUUGCAGGUACAAAAUCCAAUUUUCCUCGAAUGA